AUGGAGAAGCUAAGAGGGGAAUUCUCAUCUCGACUCGCUCAACUUGGAUCCUCGCUUGCUUCGUCUAAUGAGGAUGCCAUUAUGGAUGAUAUGACAGAUUAUGUGCCAUCUCCAUACGAGGGUCCAUCCACUUCAGCAGACGCCGAACCGGCAGUGAUUCUCGUGAAAAAGGAGCCACGAAACUUGCCGCGCACUGAUGCACUCAAUGAAGCGGAUAUCGUAAAUUCGAUUGAUGCUAUUUAUUUUGCAGAAGAUGAGGAUUUUGAUGCAAUCGCUUAUGAACUACAAAAAUUAUCUUGCAGCAGUGAAAUGUUGGAGGAUAUCGAAAGAGAGAGAUUGAGAUUAAAGCAACAAUUGGGAGUAGUAAGCAAAAGGAUUGCUGCGUUAAUUCUUGAAAAGUCACCCUCCUACUCGGCACAGAUGAAUUCGUUCACCGAAAUCCGAGAUGAGCUCACAGAGCUCACAACAAAAGUGAAAACAAUUCGAAAAGCUUUGAAUCACUCAAAAAAGCGAACAACGACAGCGCUUCGAAUCUUGGCAAACGAAAAGAAAAAGGCAAUGCUGGGCGAGUUAAAGGAAACAUUACACACGAUCAAAACCCUUUAUGUGACCGAGUUUCGUUUGCGAGAGCUCAUUGAGGAAGGGCAAUUCCCGAUGGCGAUCGAGUUGUGUGCACGGAUGAAAGAGGCCGCACUCACCUACAAUCAUUUCACCGCCGUUAAUGAUUUGAUGUUGAAACUCUCGGGUACCUCACAGUUGAUCGAAGCUGAAUUGGCGUCAUCACUUCCGCAACUCAUCGUACGCUAUGACGCGGAUCGAUACGCGUUUGUUGUCACCGCGUAUACGAUCCUUGAAAAGCAACAGGAAGGAGCCGACGAAUUGGUGAACAGGGUUUGCACCUCACUUGACUCAUCCGCUCGAUCGGUUCUUCUUGAAGAAAUCUCUUCAUCACUUCCCCCAAUGGCUGAUCAAUUGGAGCUCUCUGAACUUUCAAAGCGACUGAAAAGCGAGGAGUUGACUGGAGCAUUUCAAAAACUCGGCCGUGUUCUUUGUAAGAUUCUCUCCAACUAUCAUGCCAUGUUGAGACAUAACAUCGAAGAAGAUGAAAGGAUUGCAAUGGCCAGUGGAGAUCACGAAAUAAAUGAAGAGAAAUGUAUCUUUCAAGCUACUCUCCGUGCUCAUCUCCCUAAAGUGUUCAAGAUUUCGAUGAGUCUUGUUACAACUUGUCUCUCUCCUCACAAUCUUUCUCAUCUUUCUUUUGACGAUCUUCUGAUGAUUGUUGACUUUAGCAAUAGAUUUCGACGAUUCGGUAUUGUGCAUUUUGGCGCUGAUUGUGAUGCUUUGACUCGAUUUUUAGAAGAACAAGCGCUGCUAUUCUUUGGAAGAUUCCACGGAGAGCGAUUGAGUGAAUUGUGCAUGUUCUUGGAGAAUGAGAUCUUCGCUUUAUGCCCUGUUCCCUAUCAAUUCACGAUCUUUGAUUUACAGGAAUUUGCAUUUUUAAAAGAAACGAGGAAAGGAGACGAGGUUGGAGAAGUGGAUGGAGGAGAGAUGGCAGAGAAUGGUUAUACAAUCAUGACGCCGAACAGUCCACUACCAUUUAGCAAUGAGGAAAACCGACGAUCACAGCUUCAUUCUGUGAGCUCAUUGAAUGGUUGUGAAGUAGCCGAUUUGCCCACUCCGACAACUCAUCGUGAUCUCGAGCCAAACUAUUUGGAACCAGCUGAUCAUGUACCGCCAAAUCUUUGCAAUACUGCUCUCAAUCUGCUACGGUUUUUCGGACGAUACAUGCGCAUGACGACACUCGUACCAGCACUAGCAACAAGUUCAAUGCCUGCCAUCACACAACUCUUCAACUAUUUCUUCUUUUCGCUUUACUCCUUCUUUGGACAAGAUGGACCAGAAGUCGGGGAAAUCAGUCCAAUAUUGAAGAAAACGCUUGAAAUUUUGAAGAGCUCGAUUGCUUUACAUAUUGAUGGAACGGAAAUUCACAAGGCGGCUCUUUCAUGUGCAAUUCAACUUCAUUAUCCCGAUCAAUUGUUUUCGGCAGCAGAAAGGAUAAUGGCUGUCGAGUCAUUAGAAUUCGUGGCUAGACAGCUGGACUUGAUGAGGCCAGUGAUCGAGUCAUUAGCUCAAGAUUCGGCUCUUCUCGAUCACUUGGAGCGCUUUCAUUCUCAGGUUGUAUCUGUUGUUCCAGAAAUGAGAGUAUUGGUGAUUUCUUGUGUAGCAAACAAAGCCCUCAAAUUCCCAGUUUUUGUUCAAAAGAUUUCUCAAACAAAAUGGGACAUCCACGAGUUGCAAAGUCAACACAGUGAAUAUGCGGAUUUCAUUCUAAAAGAUGUUGAGCUCUUCUGUAAACGACUCGACGCAGUCUCAUUUUGUGUGACAGUGAGUCCAGCAACUCGUCGCCUUUUCUGGGAUCGUCUCAUCUAUUACACGUUCAAAGCAUUGGUUCAAGGAUUCAGCGAAUCAGCUGGGAAAUGUUCAUCCGAGGGUCGAGCUCUCAUGCAAUUGGAUUUUCAGCAUUUACUUGGGAAACUCGAGGCGAUCUCUUCGAUUCGACCCUUUCCGCACACGGCUUUUGUCGAUGCCUAUAUAAAAGCUUACUACUUACCCGAGGCUUCACUCGAGCAAUGGGUAGUUCAACAUUCGGAAUAUUCUCCCCGUCAACUCAUUUCACUCCUCAACACCGCUUCACAUGUUAGCAAAAAGGCGAGACAACGAAUUGUGAAUGCACUCGAUUUA
Mesorhabditis belari is the source of this 2742-nucleotide messenger RNA. The record is from the annotation of a GenBank genome assembly. Lineage: Eukaryota; Metazoa; Nematoda; Chromadorea; Rhabditida; Rhabditidae.